Messenger RNA from Vicia villosa (hairy vetch), 1310 nucleotides. Its product is annotated as cysteine-rich receptor-like protein kinase 8. The transcript has 4 exons. Gene Ontology annotation, molecular function: protein kinase activity; ATP binding. The record is from RefSeq and is a predicted model, not a curated record. Lineage: Eukaryota; Viridiplantae; Streptophyta; Magnoliopsida; Fabales; Fabaceae. The coding region runs from base 568 to 1134 and encodes 188 amino acids. Gene Ontology annotation, biological process: protein phosphorylation.
GAUGAAGUUAAAGCGGACAAUGAUCUUAAAGUUGGUGAUUUGUUGCAAUUUGACUUUGAAAUCAUCAUAUUAGCUACUAACAACUUCUCAGAUGCAAAUGAGCUUGGCAAAGGUGGAUUUGGAAGUGUUUAUAAGGGUACACUCGAUGGACAUGAUGUUGCUAUCAAAAGGUUGGCUACCAAUUCUAAGCAAGGAGAAACAGAAUUCAAGAAUGAAGUAUUGCUUACAGGAAAACUUCAACACCGAAAUUUAGUUAAACUACUAGGUUUUUGUUUACAAAGAGGAGAAAGAUUGCUAAUAUACGAGUUUGUCCCCAAUAAAAGUCUCGACUAUAUCAUAUUUGGUAAAUUACUAUACUUUCUCCAGCCUCAUCUUUGAAGUAUAUAUAUCUGUAAUUUUUGUUUGGAUGAUUAUGUAGAUCCGAUCAAACGUGCAAAUUUAAAUAGGGAAAAGCGUUUCAAAAUCAUUAAGGAUAUUGCUCGUGGUCUACUCUAUCUUCAUGAAGAUUCCCGACUACAAAUAGUUCACCGUGAUCUCAAAACAAGUAAUAUUCUACUGGAUGAUGAAAUGAACCCAAAAAUUACAGAUUUUGGCAUUGCAAGAUUGUUUGCUGCCAAUCAAACCCAUGGCAUGACAAGUACAGUUAUUGGAACUUUUGGAUACAUGGCUCCAGAGUAUAUCAGACAUGGAGAAUUUUCAAUUAAAUCAGAUGUAUUUAGUUUUGGUGUAAUUAUUUUGGAAAUUGUUUGUGGUCGGAGAAACACGAAGAUUCGUGAUGGUGAAUAUAUAGAAGAUCUAAUAAACAUUGCAUGGAAAAAUUGGAAGACAGGGACAAGUUUAGAUAUUGUAGAUCCAAUGUUAGACCAAAGUAUUAAUAAGAAUGAAAAAAUGAGAUGCAUUCAUGUUGGAUUACUGUGUGUUCAAGAAGAUAUAGAUGUAAGACCAACUAUGAGUUCUAUUUUACUAUUGCUUAGUAGCACAUCUUUCCCACUUUCUGAACCUUCUGAACCUCCAUUUUUACUGCAAGCCAAAAAGGCAUUAUCUGUAUCAUUAAGUGACCAAUAUUCAGGUCUCACAAAGUCAAGUGAUUCAGGAUCAGGAAGUCAAUUUACUCAAGUAUCAACAAGUCCUUAGUUACAGAUCAAUAAUGCAUGAUGAUGAAUGAAGUGAUUGUGAAUUGUUUUUUUUAAAAAAAUUCUGUAACAUAAUGUGUUUACUGAUAUUUUGUCUUGUUUUUAUUUAUUCAUUUGGUAUUUGUUUUAGUUGCUUUGUAAUUGUAAUAAGACUCCAGCUACUAGCAGAUCCAUUAA